Messenger RNA from Coccinella septempunctata (seven-spotted ladybird), 1452 nucleotides. RefSeq names its product ubiA prenyltransferase domain-containing protein 1 homolog (gene heix). The record is from RefSeq and is a predicted model, not a curated record. Gene Ontology annotation, cellular component: Golgi membrane; endoplasmic reticulum. The transcript is spliced from 2 exons. Gene Ontology annotation, molecular function: prenyltransferase activity. Gene Ontology annotation, biological process: menaquinone biosynthetic process; vitamin K biosynthetic process. The coding region runs from base 190 to 1185 and encodes 331 amino acids. NCBI's taxonomy places the organism in Eukaryota, Metazoa, Arthropoda, Insecta, Coleoptera, Coccinellidae.
UAUUCUCCUGUCAACCUGUCAUGUCAGCACGAUUUCAUGAAAAAAUUUGACGUAAAGCAUUCAUAAACACAGGGAUAAAUAAAUUGUUUAAAGGCUACUUUAGCUCGAAAUACCAAAAAUUAUUAUUCGUCAAGCUUGAAUAUCUUUCGAAUUUUGAAAUUCAAAUUACAUCAUCAAAUUUCAACUAGCAUGAAACCUACAGAAAAAAGUAUUGAUACGUUGCAAACAAUUCCAAAUGGGAAUGCUAAGGCUUCAUCAACAGUAGAAAUAAAGAGGAACAAUGGACUUAUGAAGUUGUCCAGCUAUGUUUUAGCCCUACGUCCAUGGUCUCUCAGCGCUAGUCUUAUGCCUACCCUAUUAGGGUCUACCAUUGCCUAUAAAUAUCCUGGUGAAGCAGAUUUUAACUAUUUCACAUUGUUACUCACUGUAAUAACUGUGAUAUCUGUACAUGGAGCUGGAAAUGUAGUCAAUACAUAUUUUGAUUAUGUAAAGGGUAUUGAUAAUCGAAAAUCUGAUGAUAGAACACUGGUGGAUCACAUUCUAACUAAAGAUGAGGUUGUAUCUCUUGGAGCAUACUUAUAUUUUGCGGGUUGUGUAGGCUUUAUUCUGCUUGCAGUACUGUCACCCGCUAAAAUGGAACAUUUAGCCUUGGUUUAUUUUGGAGGACUAUCCUCUAGUUUCUUAUACACUGGUGGUAUAGGAUUCAAGUACAUUGCAUUGGGAGAUGUUUUGAUACUUACAAUAUUUGGACCCAUUUCAGUUUUAUUUGCUUUUAUGUCCCAAACAGGAUAUGUAGAAUGGUCUACGAUGUAUUAUGCUAUCCCUUUAGCCCUGAAUACAGAAGCUAUUCUUCACAGUAAUAAUACUAGAGAUUCUGAAGCUGAUAACAAAGUAGGAAUUGUAACUUUGGCUAUUAUUAUUGGUCAUACAGCAUCACAUGUUUUAUAUGCAUUCCUUCUUUUCACCCCAUAUAUAAUGUUCAUGGUAGCAUCUUUAAAAUACUCCAAGUGGUUUAUGUUACCUCUGGUGACAUUGCCGAACGCUUUUAAAAUUGAGAAGCAGUUUAGAUCGAACAACAUGCAUAGUGUACCAAAAAAAACUGCCAAAUUAAACUUGUUUUUUGGUAUAUUGUAUGUUUUAGCAUGUAGUAUGGUGACUUCUCUGCCCCACAUCACAAAAAGAUAAUUAUAUAGGUUACGUAAGAUGUAGGAAAUUUUUGAACAUAUCAGGGAUAUCUUGAAACGAAACAUUUUUUUCAUUUUUUGCAGUAAAUAGUCUAAGGUUUGAUGUUAUAUUCAGGAGUUUUUUUUUAAUCCUAGUAAAAUCAUUUCAAAAACAAUGGAAACUUUCGAGAGACAAAGAAAAAUUAGUGAAAAAAAAGUGCUUUCUCCAUGUCAGUCAUAAAAAACUUCAGUGUGGUUUUCCAAUGAGGGUAUUCAUAUCAUGAUGUCA